This is a messenger RNA of Rhea pennata, 1084 nucleotides long. RefSeq names its product UBX domain protein 1 (gene UBXN1). Gene Ontology annotation, molecular function: K48-linked polyubiquitin modification-dependent protein binding. The coding region runs from base 88 to 975 and encodes 295 amino acids. Gene Ontology annotation, biological process: negative regulation of protein ubiquitination; negative regulation of protein K48-linked deubiquitination; negative regulation of proteasomal ubiquitin-dependent protein catabolic process. The transcript is spliced from 10 exons. The record is from RefSeq and is a predicted model, not a curated record. Gene Ontology annotation, cellular component: cytoplasm; nucleus. NCBI's taxonomy places the organism in Eukaryota, Metazoa, Chordata, Aves, Rheiformes, Rheidae.
AGUGUUCGCACGAGCCCCGCCGCUUCCGGUGCCGGGCGGACGCCGCGGGCGGAGGGAGACGCGCCCGGGGGCGUCGUGCAGCCCGCCAUGGAGUGCACGGCGCUGGAGACCCUCGUCGAGAUGGGCUUCCCGCAGCACCGAGCGGAGAAGGCCUUGGCACUCACUGGGAACCAGGGCAUCGAGACGGCUAUGGACUGGCUCGUGGCCCACGAGAAUGACCCCGACCUGGAUGAGCCCUACGAGGAGCCGCUGCCACAGGGCCCCGUCCCGGGUGCCAAGCCUGCGGCCAGUGCCGGAAGAGGAGGUACCGGUGAAGAUGGCGUGCCUGAGGAGGACAGCAAGCAGCCGCUGUCCGAGGAGGAGAGAAAGGAGCAGACCAAGAGGAUGAUGGAGCUGAUCGCCCAGAAGCAGCGUGAACGCGAGGAGCGGGAGAAGCGGGAAAUGAUCGAGCGAGAGAGGCAGCGGCGGAAGCAGGGCCAAGAGUUGUCCCUCAUCCGGCAGCGGCUGCAGGAAGAAGAGAUGAAAAAGCUGGCAGAGCAGCGGCGCAGGGAGAAGAUGGAGGAGAAGCUGGCCAAGCAGCGGGUCCGUGAAAAGAUUGAGCGGGACAAGGCAGAACGUGCCAAGAAGUUUGGUGCUGGCAGCGGUGUGCAGAGCUCCACUGAGCCACCGGCGGUCCCCAUCAUGCCAUCAUCCCCUAGCCAGGAGCCCCCCUCCAAGCGGGAGUAUGACCAGUGUCGGAUCCAGGUGCGGCUGCUGGAUGGGACGUCGCUGACACAGACCUUUAAGGCGAAAGAGCAGCUGGCAGCUGUGCGGCUCUAUGUGGAGCUGAAUCGCAAGGACAGCGAGGAGCCCUUCAGCCUGCUCACCACCUUCCCCCGCCGUGUCUUCACUGAGGAGGACAUGGAGAAGCCCCUGCAGGAGCUGGGUCUGGUGCCUUCUGCUGUGCUCAUCGCAGCCAAGAAGUGCAACAGCUGAAAGUGGCGACCGGAGCCUUCCCUAGCCCUGGAGCCCAUCCUGCAGCCCCCAGGGGCUGCACAUGGCUCCCCUGGCUCUGCUGGGAAAUAAACGUUCCCUCUCCCCUGUG